AUGACAAUUCGGCGUAGAAAGGCGGCACGCGGCGAAAGCGCACGCGAUUUCUGUACCCAAGCGGCGACGAUCGGUGAUAUUAUAACAAGUUUGCAUUUAAACUGCGGAAUAAAAGCGUCCAGGGUAUGUAGAGCUCUGCGACAAGGUCAUAUUUCCCUUUGGCGAUCGGACUAUCGUAGUGCAAAGGGAGGUGUGGAAAGGCUGUAUGUGAGUAAGGUAUCGGGCCGACGAACGGCCGGAGACGAGUCGCUACGUCAUCGGUGUGCUGCUAACGUUCGGAACCGGCCGCGGUGUCGGCCGACAACCUGUGGUAGGUAUGUCAGGAAUGUGACUAGCCUCCGGUAG
This is a messenger RNA of Spodoptera littoralis (African cotton leafworm), 345 nucleotides long. NCBI's taxonomy places the organism in Eukaryota, Metazoa, Arthropoda, Insecta, Lepidoptera, Noctuidae. The record is from the annotation of a GenBank genome assembly.